AACUUUUUCAAAAAAAGGAAAAAAAACAGAGCUCACUCAUUAUUAUCUCUCUAAAAACCCUAGCUUUCUCCAUGGGCUUUCCCGUAGGUUACACAGAGGUUUUCUUACCGAAGCUUUUCGUACAAACGCUUUCGAUUCUCGGAUUCAUCAGAACCAUCGUCUUCUCUAUCUUCCGCUUCUUGGGUCUCUCAGAUUUUCUCGAAAUGGAUCAAACCUGGCCCGAUUACACAUCGUACCCGACCCGAAUACCCGAAACCCGCUCACCUUUCUCCGCACUCCUAAUUAGAGAGAUCCUACCGGUUAUCAAAUUCGAAGAGUUAACGAAUUCCGGCGAAGAUCUACCGGAAAACUGCGCCGUUUGUCUAUACGAAUUCGAAGGAGAACAAGAGAUCCGGUGGCUGAGAAAUUGCAGACAUAUAUUUCACCGGAGCUGUCUUGACCGUUGGAUGGAUCAUGAUCAGAAGACGUGUCCACUUUGUAGAACACCGUUUGUUCCAGAUGAGAUGCAAGAAGAGUUUAAUCAACGGCUAUGGGCUGCUUCUGGUGUUCAUGAUUUUCACUGUCCCGUGACCGAAUUAUUAUAGAAGAAGCCACGCUUUUCUAUCUUUUUCUGUGUCCCUUAUGUUCUUUUUUGUUUUGACUUUCACCCCUCUACUUUUGAUGUUGCUUUUUUCACCCCUCUUACUGACAUUUAGACUUGCCACGCUUUUAUGUGUGUAUAUACUCCUUACAUAUGAAUGAGAGAUGAGCAAUAAAUAUUACCGAGACAGGAAA
Molecule: messenger RNA, 774 nt
Organism: Arabidopsis thaliana (thale cress)
Lineage: Eukaryota; Viridiplantae; Streptophyta; Magnoliopsida; Brassicales; Brassicaceae
Gene: BRH1
Product: brassinosteroid-responsive RING-H2
Exons: 1
Coding region: 72-584 (170 amino acids)
Cellular component (GO): membrane
Molecular function (GO): zinc ion binding
Source: RefSeq, marked reviewed